AUGCAGCGCAUCCGCCUAUCUCGGCUGCUGCUGGCGCCAACUAUUCUCGCGGUGACAUCGGCGCUCGAUGGGUGUCAGCAGUGUGAAGUCAACCGCAAUUGCGCGACGGCGUAUCGCAACGCGCCGGGUCAGUUUUGCGGCCACUGGCUCACGAGUACCGGCGCCAAGCUCGGCUGCUGCUGCCCCACAGGCGCCAUUUGCGCGACGACCAACUAUGCAUGCGAGUGCAAGAAUCGACCGACGACGUCGUCCAGCUCGAACGGCGGACUCAUCGGCGGCAUCAUUGGCGGCGUCAUCUUCAUCUGCCUCGUCGUGGGCCUUGCCUGCUUCUUUAAGAGGUGCAUCAAACUCUGCUGCAGCACUCGCCACGUCAUCACGGUGCCGCAGCAAGCAGUGCCAGUGGCCGUACCCAUGGCACUGCCCAUGGCGUACCCGCCGCAAGGCCAGGGCGGGUACCCAGGGCAGCCCGUGAAACCACAGCCAUACUAUGGCGGCCAGCCCCAAGCCAUGUACCCGGGGCAGCAGCCGCAGCAAGUGGUGUACCCCGGGCAGCAAGGUGUGUACCCCGGGCAGCAAGCCAUGUACCCUGGACAGCAAGCCAUGUACCCUGGACAGCAGGUUAUGUACCAACAACACCCGCAGCCGGUGAUGUACCAGCCCCAACCUCAAGUGUUUGGUGGGGCCCAUGUCGUCGUGGCGCCGCACCCCGUCGUCUACGGCGGCAACAACGGGUUCGUUGAAGGCAUGAUCGUCGGUGGCAUGCUCGACGGUGGACACCACCACCACCACUUUGGCGGCUUUGGCGACGGCGGCGACUAUGGUCGUGAUGGUGGCGACUUUGGCGGCGGCUGCGGCGACGGUGGCGGCGGCACCUUUGGUGGUGACUUUUAG
Messenger RNA from Saprolegnia parasitica CBS 223.65, 891 nucleotides. RefSeq lists its product as hypothetical. The transcript has a single exon. The coding region runs from base 1 to 891 and encodes 296 amino acids. Lineage: Eukaryota; Oomycota; Saprolegniomycetes; Saprolegniales; Saprolegniaceae. The record is from RefSeq and is a predicted model, not a curated record.